Neolamprologus brichardi is the source of this 984-nucleotide messenger RNA. RefSeq names its product glyoxalase 1 (gene glo1). Lineage: Eukaryota; Metazoa; Chordata; Actinopteri; Cichliformes; Cichlidae. Gene Ontology annotation, molecular function: metal ion binding; lactoylglutathione lyase activity. The record is from RefSeq and is a predicted model, not a curated record.
AGUAUAUUUUCCUGGAACUCCCUCUGCUUAGUCCCUUUCCCUGUCAGUCAGUCUCUGCCGAACUGCACUCUAGCUUCUUGUAGCAAAAAUGAGCGAUAAAGGUUUGUCAGACGAGGCUGUGGCAGCAGUGUGUAAAGAUGGAGACCCGAUCACUAAGGAUUUCAUGAUGCAGCAGACGAUGCUCAGGGUUAAAGAUCCAAAUAAAUCCUUAGAUUUCUACACCAGAAUCCUCGGAAUGACGCUCCUGCAAAAGUUUGACUUUCCCUCGAUGCGUUUCUCUCUCUUCUUCUUGGGCUAUGAGGACAAGAAGGAGAUCCCUGCAGAUGUGAAGGAAAAAACAGCCUGGACUUUCUCAAGAAGAGCCACCCUCGAGCUGACACAUAACUGGGGUUCUGAGUCCGAUGACAGUCAGAGUUAUCACAAUGGAAACUCGGAUCCACGUGGCUUUGGACACAUUGGAAUUGCAGUUCCUGACGUCUAUGCAGCCUGCAAAUUGUUUGAGGAGCAAGGAGUCACUUUUGUUAAAAAGCCUGAUGAUGGUAAAAUGAAAGGCUUAGCCUUCAUUCAGGACCCUGAUGGUUAUUGGAUUGAGAUCCUAAGUCCCAACAAUAUGGUGUCCAUCACCUCAAAAUAAAAAUGAACCCAUGCAACCUUCUUCAGUGUGAAAGCUCAGGCUUGCUGUGGGUUCAGGGGUUCAGUGGGAGAAGAUAAGAUUUUUUUGGGGGGAAGUGGGGGGAAUGAAGAAUUUUUCAACAUCUGCUGGAGAACUGAGAGCAUACGGAGUGGGAUUACUUGGACAAUAGCAAUCAGUCUGUCCAAGCACAAAAUGGACUGUUAUCACACAGUUGAUCAGCAUUUUGGUUACUUUUGUUACCCUAGCAACUAUUUUCCUGACUUUGUCCUGUCAUCAUGUUCUAUUUUUUCAAAAAGUGACGUGCAAGCAACACGGUAUUACUUUGCAAUAAACAUGAAAGUCACAGUUGA